This is a messenger RNA of Meriones unguiculatus (Mongolian gerbil), 753 nucleotides long. Its product is annotated as paired immunoglobulin-like type 2 receptor alpha. The record is from RefSeq and is a predicted model, not a curated record. Gene Ontology annotation, molecular function: MHC class I protein binding. The transcript has 3 exons. Lineage: Eukaryota; Metazoa; Chordata; Mammalia; Rodentia; Muridae. The coding region runs from base 127 to 753 and encodes 208 amino acids.
AGAGGAGAGCUCAGCCAAGGUCAAGGCCAUAUCUCCAGACAGACAUGGGGGCUGGGCUCAAGGGCAGCCAUCUUGUCUGUGACCACAAGGGAGGCUCUUCUGCAACAUGGGAGAAGAAGAAGCCAGAUGCACCCCAGUGUCCUCCCUGGGCCUCCUCUUCUGCCUGUGGCUCUGCUAAUGUCAUUUCCUGGAGAAGCUCUGGCCAUGGCUUGGCUCCUGCUUCUGCUGCUAUCAGCAUGUCUGCAAGCUGGGAACUCAGCAGGAUCCAACAGAGAAAAUUCCUAUGGGGUGAACCAGCCAGCAUGUCUCUCUGGUGUCCAGGGCAGCUCCAUUGAGAUCCCAUUCUCCUUCUCCUUCCCCUGGAGGUUGGCAGAGAAUCCUCAGAUGAGAAUAACGUGGAGAUGGAAGCACUACCAUGGGGAAUUUAUCUACAACUCCACCCCGCUUUUCAUACAUGCGCAUUUCAAGAACAGGCUCACCCUGGACUGGACACUGGGUCAGACAUCCAGAGUUUUCAGAAUUUGUGACUUGAAGGGGGAUGAGCAGGCCACAUACUUCUGCAGAGUUUAUGUGCAAACGACAGAAGGCAUGAAGCUGUGGCAGUCGAUUGAGGGGACCCAACUCAUGAUCACCAAUGAUGAGUACCCCCCAUGUCAGAAUUCAGUGGCCCCAAAAGAAAUCGUUUUAUCCAAUCAUUUACCCACAAUCAGUGCAGAGAUGGCACAACAUGAGAAGUACUUGCAACAGUAUUGA